UAUAGUUGACACCAGAGACCUUUUCCUGCGUACACCGUCGUCACUUUGGAGUUUGCCUUCCACUGCCCCUCUUCACAAGAUGAUGCGCUGUAGGAGAGAAUGGCUGCUCGCGCCGUGCGUCAUCUCCGUGCUGCUGUUGGCACCAAUCCUCUGCGAAGGAUUGUUCUUUGGCGCAAGCGAGGUGUCGCCGCCUGCGCUGACGCCACCCUUCAUCAAGCAAUCAGGCGAACGGGGAAUACCGCAGGCUGUUGGCGUCGUUUGGCCGGUCGCCUUCCUCCUCACAUCAAUGACAUUGGUUUUGCUUAUCAAGGUAGCAUGUUGCCUACUGAAAGUUUACUCCAAAUUAAUUAUAUAUAUCCAACGACUUAACUUUGCCCUAUUUUAUUUCUUCUCCGAGUCAAAAUAUGGAUUCAACGACCGUCAAUUCCACGGUUCAUUGGAUGAUCAACCACGGUCGGUACACUCUCUAAGCAUCACGGUGUCGUUUGUAGAGAUUGUCAAAUCCAUUGGCAUCUUGCCAUACAACACCGGGUACCUCAAAGUGUUACUCCUCUUCAUCCUUGCACCAACUACGGCGUCUUCCACCGGCUGCCCCUCCCCAACCUUCGAUCAUGUUGUCAACUUAGACGGAGCACUUGAGUUCCCGUUGUUUCACAGGGACCAUCCAUGCGUCCAGCAACACCUCGGCAAUACGAGGUCAUCUGGAAACAUCGUUGAGAUGGACCUGCCGCUGCCGAUUGACUUGAUACAGAAUGACGAUAUAAGCAACUUCCUCUUUCUGAUGCCCAUCAAGCUGGGCACGCCACCGGUCUGGAAUCUUGUGGCAGUUGACACUGGAGCCUCACUUUCUUUUGUUCAGUGCCAACCAUGCACUCUCCGGUGCCACAAGCAAUCUGAUGCCGGGGAAAUAUAUGAUCCUAGCAAGUCGGAGAGUUUCAGUCAUGUUGGGUGCUCAGAAGAGAGCUGCCGCACGGUCCAACGGGCGCUUCGUCUCCAAUCCAAAGCAUGCAUGGAGAAAGAGAACAGUUGCCUCUACAGUAUGACGUUCGGAGGAACAUCUUCAUAUUCCGUCGGCAAGCUAGCGAGGGACAGGCUCGCAAUCGGGCAGUAUGCCAAGGGAUACAGCUUCCCUGAUUUCCUCUUCGGAUGCAGCUUGGACACGGAGUAUCAUCAAUAUGAGGCUGGCCUAGUCGGAUUCGCUGACGAGCCGUUUUCAUUUUUUGAACAAGUGGCACAUCUGGUCAACUACAAGGCCUUUAGCUACUGCUUUCCAAGCGACAGAAGGAAGACGGGGUACCUGUCCAUUGGGGAUUACCCCCAUGUCAACUCCACAUCCUAUACUCCCUUGUUCCUGGCUCGGCAACGAUCACAUUAUGCACUUAAGCUGGAUGAAGUGGUUGUCAAUGGGAUCGCGCUGGUCACAACCCCCUCAGAAAUGAUUGUAGACUCCGGGUCCAGAUGGACAUCACUGCUGUCCGAUACCUUCAACCAACUUGACGCAACAAUCACCAAGGCUCUGCAACCUCUGGGAUAUAAUCGCAGCUAUUAUAGGGGAUCAGAUUAUAUCUGCUUUGAGGACGCGCACUUUCAACAGUUUAGCAAUUGGGCCGCUUUACCAGCAGUGGAGCUGAAGUUCGACAUGGGCGUUACACUGACUCUACAACCCCAGAGCUCGUUCCAUUUUCACAACGACUAUGGACUGUGCACAUACUUCAUGAGGGAUGCCAGUCUGGGAAGUGGUGUGCAGAUACUAGGAAACACGAUGACACGGUCUGUUGGCAUCACAUUUGAUAUCCGAGGGGGUCAAUUUGCGCUCCGCAAGGGAGACUGCUGAUUUGGCCCAUGUAACUAUCCACAUCCUUGACGGUGCAGGCUGCGUUCCACUGGAGGUUGCCUUGAAGGUAGCGGCGGCGGAGCCUGAGCUACAUGGGUUCUGCUGCCACUCCCACUCGUCGUGUUCCUGCUGCAUACCUGAUUCCCAAUAAUUGUAUCAACUGAUUAUGGUCCAAUUGAGCCUAUGUACUGCUAUGCUAUUUAUCGAAAAUGUACUGCUUCGCCAUUACUAGUGA
Molecule: messenger RNA, 2069 nt
Organism: Triticum aestivum (bread wheat)
Lineage: Eukaryota; Viridiplantae; Streptophyta; Magnoliopsida; Poales; Poaceae
Product: aspartyl protease family protein At5g10770-like
Exons: 5
Coding region: 80-1834 (584 amino acids)
Source: RefSeq, a predicted model, not a curated record